Suillus bovinus is the source of this 351-nucleotide messenger RNA. RefSeq lists its product as uncharacterized. Lineage: Eukaryota; Fungi; Basidiomycota; Agaricomycetes; Boletales; Suillaceae. The transcript has 4 exons. The record is from RefSeq and is a predicted model, not a curated record. The coding region runs from base 1 to 351 and encodes 116 amino acids.
AUGUAUUUAUUUGUCCUAAUUGCACAGAUGUCUUCUAUCAUCUGUGGUCAAAGGGUCAUCCAAGGUGUUGCUCUGGACUUUGGCCCAGGGAUACAUGAUAAUCUCUCACAAGACUAUCUUGAUGACCCAGAAAUUGAGCAAGAUGUCUAUGGAGAGUAUAAAGGCUUUGAUCCUUUGGACAAUGUCAAGGAACCCAUAUUAUCACAUAUCAAAUACAAUAUGGUCAACUUAGUCCAUGUCCUGGCACAAUCAGAAAGUACCACCCUAAUACCCCAAUUGACAAACCCAGAGGGCAAAACCAUCUUCAAUGAAUGGACUAUCCAUUUACAUCCAAAUCUGAAUUUGACCUGA